AUGGGGGCAGUCAACUCGACGUUCUUCAUGCAGGUGACCUCCGGAGGGACCGUCGCAUGCUUCCAGCGGGCCGAGGUCGUGUUGGCAGUGCAGCUGAACGGUGAUUGGAUCGCGAUGUCUGUCCUCAAGGAUAAGUCUUGCGAGCCCAGCUCAGUACAGCUGCCGGUAGAGUUCGCAGGUGGGGAUGUCAAGUUUGCCGUGGUCACCACCGAGAACAACCAAGUGAUUGCACUCACCGAGGCAACGAUGAUGCCCGAUCAGAAGUUCCCUGUCGUCAAGUUCGUGACACAGACUGGCACUUUCGGCAUCUCCAUCCUGACCGUCCUGAAUUUGCGCAGUGGCCCGAGUAUUAUGCAGACACCGACCCCGAAGACAGACACCGGAGUCCCAGAGACAACUGUUUCGGACCCACCGGUGGGGCCGGCGACGAGCAGCGCAGACUCGCCAGUGACAAAGCCUGGGCCAGACUCGCCAGUGGCAAAGCCGGGGGCGACGGAAGCCAAAGUGGAGGACGAUGGGCCGAUCGUGGAGGAUGGUUCCGAGCCAGACUCUGAGUUUGUGCGGGUUGAUGAGUCGGAGCAGGACAUCACAUCCAUGCCGACAAGCCAAGUGGAGCACAUCCUGCAGAGCGGCGGCUCCCUUCCUGGCUGGGACCCGCAGGGCGACCCUGUGCAGGACCUGGGGUACGUGAAAAUCUUUUACUCUGCGGCCCCCAGCGACACUGUGGCCGGCUUGCAAAUUGGAGUCUGGUUUGAAGACCAAGCUGAUCGACCUUCGGGACCAGUAUGUGGCGAUGCACAACGAUGGGUCGAUGCUGAGUCUGAGAUGAACGGGCACGAGUUGUACUACCACAUCUACGGCGAGAACAACCCGCCUUUCCUGAUGGCCAAGGUUCCGGGUGGCUCGUACAACACGUACCCGUUCUUCCUGCACGCCUUCGACAUCAUGGCAGGAGUCCAAGGCAUGUUCAUGCAGGCUGGCCUCUGGAAAGUGCGAGGAUUGGUCCUCCCUUCACAGAUGAGGAUCCCGGAUCGCAGUCCCGCGGCUUUGAACAAGUCACUGCUGGCCCAGCAUUUUCCUGAGGACAGCCGUAUCAUGGAGGAUGUGCUUCCGAUGCACUGCUCGCUGAAGAUUGACCACUCGGAUUACAUGGCACGUGGGCCCUACGAGCAUCUUGUCGGUGCCCCCCCGAACUCCGAAGAGUCCUUCUUCUUUGACUGCUCGCCCUCCACGACUUUCUACAUGCAGGCCAAGGGUCAGUUCAUCUAUGCCAUGAACCUUGGCUUCGAAAAGACCAAGAAGCCCCGCAGCGAGCUGACCGUCGAUUGGAUCCGCAAGGCCGAUGUCCCUGGAAUCAAGGAGUUCCAGGUACUGGGUGUGUUUCCAAUGGAGCCGCCUAGCCUGCAGGGCAUUGCGAAGUUCAAGUACCACUCCGGCAUCUACUGCGAGGAGGCCGGUAUCAAGAAGGCCUUGUUCCUGGAGCUGCGCGACUACCCGGACAACAUGUACUGCCGGGGAGGGCGGCGACCGCCGAACGUGCUGCAGCUCUUCGCAAUGGACCAGGUGCCCGCCGAGAUCAAGAAGUCACUGGUGACGAAGGCACCGGCAGGGCAGAAUUUCGAGCCUCGUCGGAGCAGGCCUGGAUUUGUUGUCCAGGGCGACAGGCCGUUCAAAACCUGUCCGCACGGAUGGGUCUGGCAGGAAGCCUACAACGGCAAGAUCACGUUCUACUACGUGGACGAUGGCCAGACGUACGAGUUCCACCAGAACAGCCCGGACUCCAAUGUGCAGUUCUUUGACCACGAAAAAGGGGAGUACGUGGUGGCAAACGGCUGCAAUGGCACAUGGCAGCAUGACACGGUGUCGAGUUUCAUCG
Molecule: messenger RNA, 1876 nt
Organism: Symbiodinium sp. CCMP2592
Lineage: Eukaryota; Dinophyceae; Suessiales; Symbiodiniaceae
Source: the annotation of a GenBank genome assembly